UUCAAUAAUCACUUAUUGUGCUCCCCAACAUUUAACGAGGCAAAGUUUUUGGGCUCAGCAGAGGCGCAUCGACUUGUUCCACAAAUGAAGCGAAUGAUGUAUAACAUCACAACCUUGAUGGACUGUGUAACCUGUGAGAAAUGCCGUGUGUGGGGAAAACUUCAAACUAUGGGCAUUGCCACAGCACUCAGGAUUGUUAUGCUUCCUGAAGACACAGUAACCGGCCUCAGUCGUGGGGAGAAGGUCUCACUUGUCAAUCUUGCCCGUCAGCUUGCGAUUUCAGUUGAGAGCGUGCACGUACUGGAGGAUGCCUGUCAAAUAAUGGAAACUGUGCAAAAUUAG
This is a messenger RNA of Trypanosoma conorhini, 342 nucleotides long. RefSeq names its product endoplasmic reticulum oxidoreductin. NCBI's taxonomy places the organism in Eukaryota, Euglenozoa, Kinetoplastea, Trypanosomatida, Trypanosomatidae. Gene Ontology annotation, cellular component: endoplasmic reticulum; endoplasmic reticulum membrane. The record is from RefSeq and is a predicted model, not a curated record. The transcript has a single exon. Gene Ontology annotation, molecular function: FAD binding; protein-disulfide reductase activity; thiol oxidase activity. Gene Ontology annotation, biological process: protein folding in endoplasmic reticulum. The annotation marks the transcript as partial.